Molecule: messenger RNA, 1799 nt
Organism: Triplophysa dalaica
Lineage: Eukaryota; Metazoa; Chordata; Actinopteri; Cypriniformes; Nemacheilidae
Product: cholesterol 24-hydroxylase-like
Biological process (GO): cholesterol catabolic process
Molecular function (GO): heme binding; iron ion binding; cholesterol 24-hydroxylase activity
Source: RefSeq, a predicted model, not a curated record
AUGCCAUCACACAGAGCCCCCCAACCUGUUUUGGAGGCAUCUAUCGGGAAAUGCCCAGGGGCACCCCAUGCUCAAGCCACAGCGGUUUCCUCCAAGGAGCUGGGGCAGAGAGACAGACUCAAUCCACUUGGAUGUUGGAAGAAGACUACCCUCUGUCGUCCAAACCAGUUCAAAACAAUUUUUUUACUGGGACAUACACCAACUUUUAUAAAAGCAAUAACGAAAUCGGACGGCGUCAUACACGAUUUAUUUUUGGAAUGGGCAGUAAAAUAUGGUCCUGUCUACAGAAUUAACAGCUUGCAUUUUGUUGUUGUCAUGAUUUAUUGCCCUGAGACAACUAAGACAGUAUUGAUGUCACCUAAGUAUCCCAAAGAUCCUUUCGUCUACAAACGCCUCUUUAACUUGUUUGGAAAAAGGUUCCUGGGAAAUGGACUUGUGACGGCUAUAGAUCAUGAUGUCUGGUACAGGCAACGGCGCAUUAUGGAUCCAGCCUUUAGCAGCUCAUACCUGCGAGGCCUUAUGGGCACGUUUAAUGAGAUGUCAGAACGCCUCAUGGACAAACUGGAGGAAACGGCAGACACGAAAACACCUGUCGUCAUGCACAAUUUGGUCAACUGUGUCACACUCGACGUCAUUGCCAAGGUGGCUUUUGGAGUUGAUUUAAAUUUGACAAAGGAUAAUGGCUCCCCCCUGCAAUAUGCCAUAGAGAUGUGUUUACAGGGCAUGGUGUAUUAUCUCAGAGACCCUUUUUUCAAGAUUAACCCCAAGAACUGGAAGACGGUACAACAAAUAAGAGAUGCAGCUGAACUCUUGCGUGCAACAGGAGAGAAAUGGAUACAAAACAGGAAGACAGCAGUGGAAAAUGGUGAAGACGUCCCCAAAGACAUCCUCACUCAAAUUCUCAAGACAGCAGAGGAGGAAAAAGCAAACAACUCGGAAGAUCAUGAGCUGAUGCUGGACAAUUUUGUCACUUUCUUUAUAGCGGGGCAAGAGACAACAGCCAAUCAGCUCUCGUUUGCAAUUAUGGAAUUAGGACGACACCCUGAGAUAUAUAAACGAGCUAAAGCAGAAGUGGAUGAAGUGCUCGGAACGAAACGUGAAAUUGUAUAUGAAGACCUGGGAAAAUUCAGUUACCUGUCUCAGGUGUUGAAGGAAACACUGCGUUUGUACCCCACUGCUCCUGGAACAUCUCGCUGGCUGCCUGAUGACAUCAUUAUAAAUGGACUGAAAGUGCCAGGAGGAUGUGCUGCUCUUUUCAGUUCAUAUGUCUCCGGAAGAUUGGAAAUGUUUUUCAAAGAUCCGCUGAAGUUUGAUCCAGAGAGAUUUGAUGUGAAUGCCCCAAAGCCUUAUUACUGCUACUACCCAUUUGCUUGUCGUGGGCAGGGCCUCGCACAGAUGGAGGCGAAAGUUGUGCUCCCCAAACUGCUUCAGAGGUUUGAGUUCAGCCUGGUUCCUGGACAGUCUUUUGACAUUAAAGACACAGGAACUCUGCGGCCGCAAAGUGUAGUAAUCUGUACUAUUAAACACUGCAGACAGGACGUGUUCUAGACUCUUGAUUUCUAGACUUUUUUGUAUUUUGUACUGAUCAGUCUGUUGUUGUGUACUACAUGUUUAAUAUUCCAAAUGCACUUUCCUAUUGAUUGAAUAAUGUUUGCCACAUAAUUAAAUUGUUUUUGUGCAGAUAUUGUGACCUUUCCUAUGUCCUUUGUCCAUGUGUGUCAAGUCCAUCAAUGCAUAAAGAUGGUCCAGAUAUACUUACGCAGGUGUCCAAUGCAAUGGAAGUUAUGAUACUAGUGUGA